AUGGUAUGGUUUAGAGCUGGAUCUAGUGUGGCAAAGCUUGCAAUAAGGAGAACUCUACGACGGGGUGUAUCAUAUGCUGCAAGAACGCGUGUUCUUUCAUCAGGAAGUCGCUCUUUUCAUACUACGAUUUUCAAAUCAAAAUCAGAACCUGGACCAGUCCCUAGAUCUGUUCCACUUUCUAGGUUAUCAGAUAGCUUCUUAGAUGGAACUAGUAGUGUCUACUUGGAAGAGCUUCAGAGAGCCUGGGAGGCUGACCCAGAUAGUGUUGAUGAGUCAUGGGACAAUUUCUUUAGGAACUUCAUUGGCCAGGCAACUCCGUCUGCUGGAGUAUCCGGUCAAACUAUUCAAGAGAGCAUGCGGUUAUUAUUGCUCGUGAGAGCUUACCAAGUCCAUGGUCACAUGAAAGCCAAAUUGGAUCCACUGGGUCUCGAGCAGAGGGAGAUUCCUGAUGAUUUGAAUCCGGGUUUUUAUGGCUUCAGUGAAGCUGAUUUAGAUCGUGAAUUUUUUCUAGGUGUAUGGAGGAUGUCUGGGUUUUUGUCUGAAAACCGGCCUGUGCAAACUCUUAGAGCAAUUUUAACUAGACUUGAACAGGCUUAUUGUGGAAGCAUUGGUUAUGAGUACAUGCACAUUCCAAAUCGUGAACAAUGUAAUUGGUUAAGAGACAGAAUAGAGACUCCGUCUUCAAUUGAAUAUAACAGUCAACGACGUGAGGUUAUCCUUGACAGGCUCAUUUGGAGUACUCAGUUUGAGAACUUCUUGGCUACCAAGUGGACUGCUGCUAAGAGGUUUGGACUUGAAGGUGGUGAGACAUUAAUACCUGGCAUGAAAGAGAUGUUUGAUAGGUCGGCAAAUCUUGGUGUUGAGAGCAUCGUGAUUGGGAUGUCUCAUAGAGGAAGAUUGAACGUUUUAGGUAAUGUUGUUCGGAAGCCAUUGCGUCAAAUUUUCAGCGAAUUCAGUGGUGGUACAAAGCCAGUCGAUGAUGUUGGACUUUAUACUGGAACUGGUGAUGUCAAGUAUCACUUAGGAACUUCUUAUGAUCGCCCAAUGAGAGGUGGAAAGAGAAUUCAUUUAUCUUUGGUUGCAAACCCCAGUCACUUGGAAGCUGUAGAUCCUGUUGUAAUUGGAAAAACAAGAGCAAAACAAUAUUAUUCAAAUGAUGUGGAUAGAACAAAGAACAUGGGCAUCCUAAUUCAUGGGGAUGGAAGCUUUGCUGGACAAGGUGUGGUCUAUGAGACAUUGCAUUUGAGUGCUCUCCCAAAUUACACAACCGGCGGCACUAUCCACAUUGUGGUGAACAAUCAAGUUGCCUUUACCACUGAUCCAAAAUCUGGAAGAUCAUCACAAUAUUGUACAGAUGUUGCUAAAGCUUUGGAUGCUCCUAUUUUCCAUGUUAACGGUGAUGAUGUAGAAGCAGUUGUUCAUACUUGUGAGCUUGCAGCAGAGUGGCGUCAAACAUUUCAUUCAGAUGUUGUGGUUGACAUCACUUGUUAUCGUCGAUUUGGGCAUAAUGAAAUUGAUGAACCAUCUUUUACACAACCAAAAAUGUACAAGAUUAUCCGCAAUCACCCCUCUGCACUUGAAAUAUACCAAAGGAAGCUCUUAGAAACUGGUGAAACCACAAAAGAAGACAUUGACAAAAUACAAAAUAAAGUUACCUCGAUCCUGAAUGAAGAAUUUGGGGCUAGCAAGGAUUAUAUUCAGCAAAGAAGGGAUUGGCUUUCAGCUUACUGGUCAGGAUUUAAGUCCCCUGAACAGCUUUCACGUAUUCGUAACACUGGGGUUCAACCUGAGAUCUUAAAGAAUGUUGGGAAGACAAUCACAACCCUUCCAGAAAACUUCAAGCCUCACAGAGCAGUUAAAAAGAUAUUUGCUGAUCGUUUAAAGAUGAUUGAAACAAGUGAGGGUGUGGAUUGGGCGGUAGCAGAAGCCCUUGCUUUUGCAACAUUGCUAGUGGAGGGGAAUCAUGUGAGGUUGAGUGGUCAAGAUGUCGAAAGAGGUACUUUUAGUCAUAGGCAUUCUGUUAUCCAUGACCAAGAAACUGGGGAGCGGUAUUGCCCUUUGGACCAUGUUAUAAUGAAUCAGAAUGAGGAAAUGUUCACUGUUAGCAACAGCUCUCUUUCAGAGUUUGGUGUCCUAGGAUUCGAAUUGGGUUAUUCAAUGGAAAACCCAAAUUCAUUGGUGUUAUGGGAAGCCCAAUUUGGUGAUUUUUCCAAUGGAGCUCAGGUGAUGUUUGAUCAGUUCUUGAGUAGUGGGGAGGCUAAGUGGCUACGUCAGACUGGGUUGGUUGUGUUGCUGCCUCAUGGUUAUGAUGGUCAGGGCCCUGAACAUUCUAGUGCAAGGCUCGAACGUUUCCUUCAGAUGAGUGAUGAUAAUCCGUUUGUUAUACCCGAGAUGGAACCAACACUACGUAAGCAAAUCCAAACAUCGAAUUGGCAGGUAGUCAAUGUUACGACCCCAGCAAAUUAUUUCCAUGUCUUGCGUCGCCAGUUGCAUAGGGAAUUCCGUAAGCCGCUUAUUGUGAUGUCUCCUAAGAAUUUGCUUCGCCAUAAAGAUUGCAAAUCAAAUCUAUCAGAGUUCGAUGAUGCCAAAGGUCACCCGGGUUACGAUAAACAAGGGACCAGGUUCAAACGGCUUAUCAAGGAUCAGAAUGGUCAUUCAGAUGUUGAAGAGGGCAUUAGACGUUUAGUUCUUUGCUCUGGAAAGGUCUAUUAUGAACUUGAUGAACAAAGGAAGUCAGUGAAUAGCAAAGACAUUGCAAUUUGUCGAGUAGAACAACUUUGCCCUUUCCCAUAUGACCUCAUCCAGCGUGAACUAAAGCGUUACCCAAAUGCGGAAAUCGUUUGGUGCCAGGAGGAGCCAAUGAAUAUGGGGGCGUACACUUACAUUGCUCCUCGUCUUGCUACCUCCAUGAAGGAGGUGGGAAGAGGUAACAUAGACAACAUCAAAUACGUGGGUCGUGCUCCAUCUGCUGCUACUGCAACCGGAUUCUACGGAGUUCAUGGUAAAGAACAAUCCGAGUUAGUCCAGGAAGCCAUGCAGCCCGAUCCCAUCGCCAACCCCUCCCUUGCUUAA
Molecule: messenger RNA, 3072 nt
Organism: Cynara cardunculus var. scolymus (artichoke)
Lineage: Eukaryota; Viridiplantae; Streptophyta; Magnoliopsida; Asterales; Asteraceae
Product: 2-oxoglutarate dehydrogenase, mitochondrial-like
Exons: 8
Coding region: 1-3072 (1023 amino acids)
Biological process (GO): tricarboxylic acid cycle
Cellular component (GO): mitochondrion; oxoglutarate dehydrogenase complex
Molecular function (GO): oxoglutarate dehydrogenase (succinyl-transferring) activity; thiamine pyrophosphate binding
Source: RefSeq, a predicted model, not a curated record